UGUAAUCUGUGCUGUGGAGUUCAUAGUCUCUGGUGGUGCCAGUUAUUUAUUUAGUUUUAGUUGUCUGUGGUGCCAGUUACAAAAAAGAUGGCAGAUGCGAAGCAAGGUAAAACACCCGAGGACUUCUAUAAUGGGUCGACACAGUCACGUGUGGUACUUGCGAAGCCUCGACUGGAGUGCUUUGGGUCCUCCAGUUUUGCAUCCAGCUCUAGCAAAAGUUGUAACCCUUUUGGAUCUGUAUUACGCCCAGCACAGCUCUUAUCAGGAAAUAAUCCUUUUCUAAAAGUUCCCGACCCAGACAAGUCUAGUAAAGAGAAAGAUUCUGAAAGAUCUCCAGAGAAGAGUCAAGAAGUGGAAGCCCCGAAGUUUGUGCCUCUCGGUGCCACGAAUGCAACGCCGAGGACAACUACAUCAGUGCCGGCACCAGCUCAACCUCCAAGCACAUCCUCUUCAGGCUUUGUUUUUGGUCAGAAUUUGAGUGAGCGGGUAGUGAUUAAGGAGGCAGUCAACAAUGGUGAUGCAUCAUUGGAACACAGCUCAACAAAUGGAACAUCUGAAUUAUUGUUCACAAGUGCUGCCGCAUCUGUAAAAGACAACAGUCAGCCGCAAGAGGAAGCGACAAGCGGUGAAAGCGGCGAGGGUCUGGCGGCGGCGGCGGCGGAGUACGAGCGCUCGCACGCGCGCCCGCCGCCGCCCACCUCGUACUGCGCCAUGACGGGCGAGGAGGACGAGAUCAACGUGCUGCAGAUAUCGUGCCGACUAUUUGCAUGGGAGAGCGGCAGCUGGCGCGAGCGCGGGCGCGGCGUGCUGCGGCUCAACGACGGCUCGGCGGACAGCGCGGGCGGCGCGCGGCUCGUGGCGCGCGUGUCCGGCUCGCUGCGCGUCGUGCUCAACACCAAGCUGUGGCCCGACAUGGUGGUGGAGCGCGCCGGGAACAAGUCGCUGCGGAUCACCGCUGCCGACGCGCAGCAGCAAGUCAAACUGUUCCUGAUCAUGGGUGUUCCAGCAGAUAUCACACAACUGCACAAAGCGCUGAUGUCGCGCAUCUCGCUCAGCAAACGGAGUUCAAUAAGCGCCAAGGAGAACGAGAACAGCCAGCGAUCCGCCGAGAGACUAGAAGCGGCGGCGGAUGAGAACGAUUACCUAGAAAAAUCGGUCGAUGACUCCAAUCAAGAUGAUGAAGCCAAUUUUGAUGAAGAGCAAGCAAUUAGUGACACACCAGAGAUUAGGCGUGACGAUGAUAACCGAUUAGAAUGUAUUAACGACAAGACUGAUGAUAUAUCUAAUACAAAUGAGGAGUCGACAGAAGAUAAACAGGUUAAAGCGUUAAAACGGAAAGAGCCGGUCGACGACGAAACAUCGUCAAAGAGACAUUGCCAAGACAAUCAGUGAAUGUGAUAUUCAGUAUCAGUGUAAUAGUUUUUUGUGAAUUUAAUUUAAAAAUUUGAACUCAAUUCAAUGUAUUCCUUGCUACAAAGUCUAUGAAAUUUAUUAUCAACGUGAUGAGAGUAGGAAUAUUUAUGAUUAAAUUAAUAACUUUAAUGUUAUACAUCGGGUUAGUCAUAAUACGAUUAUCGGCGCAUCACUUGUCCUUUGUUAUAUAAAAUAUUAAUUAUUGUCACUUCAAAAUGUUGAGCACUACCUUAUCAGGAUUUAAUUUCCAGUCAAGAAUACGUAUCAAUAAUAAUAAUAAAUUAAUACUUUAUCAUUUACUAGCAGUUGCACUGCGGUUUUAUAGGGUUAAAAUAAAGCCUAUGUUCGAAUGAGUCAAGCAUAUUUAUCAGUAAUAAUAAAUUAAUACUUUAUCAUUUACUAGCAGUUGCACUGCGGUUUUAUAGGGUUAAAAUAAAGCCUAUGUUCGAAUGAGUCAAGCAUAUUUAUCAGUAAUAAUAAAUUAAUACUUUAUCAUUUACUAGCAGUUGCACUGCGGUUUUAUAGGGUUAAAAUAAAGCCUAUGUUCGAAUGAGUCAAGCAUAUUUAUCAGUAAUAAUAAAUUAAUACUUUAUCAUUUACUAGCAGUUGCACUGCGGUUUUAUAGUUCCUGUUCCUGUCGGGUUAAAAUAUUUAGAAUUAAAGAAUUUAUCAAAUUGGUCCAUUAGUUUUGGAGCCAAUUGAAACAAACAAACAAUCAAAUCUUUCCUCUUUAUAAUCCUAUUAAUAUUUUAAACGCGAAAAAUUGUAUGAAUGUUUGUAACUCUUUAACGCUGCAACUACUGAAGCGAUUUGGCUGAAAUUUGGAAUGAUAUAGAUUUAAAAAAAAAUUUUAAGAUUUCAGAAAAGUAGCGUAUGUGGAUUAACACAUAGGCUACUUUUCAUCUCCGAAAAAUCCAUGACCUCCGGGCGAUUUGUGAAAUCAAAUCAAACAAAAUUAUGAAUCAAAAUUCACAUUGUUGACUAAUUAAAUCGAAAAAUAUUUUUUAUGCUUAAAAGUACUUUUAUCUACAGACUCAAAGAACUUGUAAAUAAAUAAAAUUUUCCCUGAUCUUAGUUAAUAAUUUUUUUUUUUUUACUUGUUUACAGUGUAUCACAAUUUUCAUCACAUUUCAUGCUUUAUUAAAAUGAUUAUUUGACGUCUGCUUUUGCCGACAGUCUCAAGCGAUGUGCGAAUGAUGGGGCAAUAAGUAUAGUAGGAUGCAAUUUUUAUGUUGUCUCGGAAAUCAGCUGCGGAUGUCAUAAAUAAAGUCAAGGCAACUACGGGUAGGAGGGGCGCGCGGGGUGAGAUCAUGCCGCCGCGUUCCCACGUUACCGCUGAUAUCUAAAAUCUUGUAUUGCGCACAAUGUUCCGAAACUUUAUAGAGUUUGCAUGCUAUACUUAUGCAUAUGCAUAUAACACUUUAUGCAAAUGCUUCUCGCAGUGGCGUGCACAACAUUUUCAACUAGGAUACCAAAAAUCCUUCUCAAAUACAGGUUUCUAAUAAUUUCUCAGGGUAGGCAGUGUAUUUCUGCAUCUAUGAAGUGCACGUUGGCUUUUCGGUUGUAUUGUGGCAGUAUUAAAGAAAUAAAAGUGGAAGUGGAACUCUUAUAUUAUGCAUUAUUUAUGUAAUAUUAUGUAUAUUCAUUAAAUUAUUAUUGUGUAAUUUUGUUAAGUAAACAAUAUUUUUUGUUUAUUUAGUGAGGGUACUUUUUUAAUUUUGCGUCAUUUGCUUUGUUUGAAGUCGGUUGUGUUCGGCAUUUGAAGGGAUACAAAAUUAUGGAAUAUUUAGAUGUUGCAUAUUACGUAACUUUACAAUAUUAAAAGUUUGGCGUUAACACAUUCCAGUGUCUGUUGAGCGAAUGCACUAAAUAUUUGAUUCGGCCGGAGCUGAAUACCAAAUGAAUUAUUAAUAAUUAUGUAUGUGAUUUAUUUUCUCAAAUAUAAAAUUUAAAAUGUUCAA
Bicyclus anynana (squinting bush brown) is the source of this 3374-nucleotide messenger RNA. RefSeq names its product ran-binding protein 3 (gene RanBP3). Gene Ontology annotation, biological process: protein export from nucleus. Bases 88 to 1392 code for a protein of 434 amino acids. Gene Ontology annotation, cellular component: nuclear pore; cytoplasm. The transcript is spliced from 6 exons. Gene Ontology annotation, molecular function: GTPase activator activity. The record is from RefSeq and is a predicted model, not a curated record. NCBI's taxonomy places the organism in Eukaryota, Metazoa, Arthropoda, Insecta, Lepidoptera, Nymphalidae.